Messenger RNA from Propithecus coquereli (Coquerel's sifaka), 4120 nucleotides. RefSeq names its product phospholipase C, beta 2 (gene PLCB2). The transcript is spliced from 32 exons. The record is from RefSeq and is a predicted model, not a curated record. Gene Ontology annotation, biological process: lipid catabolic process; phosphatidylinositol-mediated signaling. Gene Ontology annotation, molecular function: calcium ion binding; phosphatidylinositol-4,5-bisphosphate phospholipase C activity. Lineage: Eukaryota; Metazoa; Chordata; Mammalia; Primates; Indriidae. The coding region runs from base 10 to 3576 and encodes 1188 amino acids.
CUUGGCACCAUGUCUCUUCUCAAUCCUGUCCUGCUGCCCCCCACGGUGAAGGCCUAUCUGAGCCAAGGGGAGCGCUUCAUCAAAUGGGAUGAUGAAACGACAGUCGCCUCCCCGGUUAUCCUCCGUGUCGAUCCCAGGGGCUAUUACUUAUACUGGACGUAUCAGAGCAAGGAGAUGGAGUUUCUGGACAUCACCAGCAUCCGGGACACCCGCUUCGGAAAGUUUGCCAAGAUACCCAAGAGCCAGAAGCUCCGGGAUGUCUUCAACAUGGACUUUCCUGACAACACCUUCCUGCUGAAGACACUCACAGUGGUGUCUGGCCCUGACAUGGUGGACCUCACCUUCCAUAACUUCGUCUCCUACAAGGAGAACGUGGGCAAGGUCUGGGCUGAGGAUGUACUGGCCCUGGUGAAGCACCCACUGACGGCCAACGCCCCCCGCAGCACCUUCCUGGACAAGAUCCUCGUGAAGCUCAAGAUGCAGCUCAGCCCCGAAGGCAAGAUUCCUGUGAAGAAUUUUUUCCAGAUGUUUCCUGCUGACCGCAAGCGGGUGGAAGCUGCUCUCAGUGCUUGCCACCUUCCAAAAGGCAAGAAUGAUGCCAUCAAUCCUGAGGACUUCCCAGAACCUGUCUACAAGAGCUUCCUCAUGAGCCUCUGUCCUCGGCCAGAAAUAGAUGAGAUCUUCACCUCCUACCAUGCUAAGGCCAAACCCUACAUGACUAAGGAGCAUCUGACCAAAUUCAUCAACCAGAAACAGCGGGACUCACGGCUUAACUCCCUGCUGUUCCCGCCAGCACGUCCUGACCAGGUGCAGGGCCUCAUCGACAAGUAUGAGCCCAGUGGCAUCAACGUGCAGAGGGGCCAGCUGUCACCUGAGGGCAUGGUCUGGUUUCUCUGUGGGCCAGAGAACAGUGUGCUGGCCCAGGACAAGCUGCUGCUCCACCACGACAUGACACAGCCACUCAAUCAUUACUACAUCAACUCCUCGCACAACACCUACCUGACAGCUGGCCAGUUCUCAGGCCUUUCCUCGGCUGAGAUGUACCGCCAGGUGCUGCUCUCUGGCUGUCGAUGUGUGGAGCUAGACUGCUGGAAGGGGAAGCCCCCGGACGAGGAGCCCAUUAUCACCCACGGCUUCACCAUGACCACAGACAUCUUCUUCAAGGAAGCAAUUGAGGCUAUUGCAGAAAGUGCCUUUAAGACCUCACCCUAUCCUGUCAUCCUGUCAUUUGAAAACCACGUGGACUCACCCCGCCAACAGGCUAAGAUGGCCGAGUACUGCCGGACGAUCUUUGGGGAUAUGCUGCUCACAGAGCCCCUGGAAAAGUUCCCACUGGAACCAGGCCUCCCCCUGCCCAGCCCCCAGGAUCUCAGGGGCAAGAUCCUCAUCAAGAACAAGAAGAACCAGUUUUCUGGCCCUGAAUCCCCCAGCAAGGAGUCUGGUGGGGAGGCUGAGGGCAGCUGCCCUCCCAGUGCCUUGGCUGGCGAGGACACAGUAUGGGCUGGUGAAGAAGGGCCUGAGCUGGAGGAGAAAGAGAUGGAAGAGGAAGAGGAGGAGUCGGGAAGUCUGGAUGAAGAGGAGAUAAAGAAGAUGCAGUCAGAUGAGGGCACUGCAGGCCUGGAGGCGACGGCUUACGAGGAGAUGUCCAGUCUGGUCAAUUACAUCCAGCCCACGAAGUUCAUCUCCUUCGAGUUCUCUGCCCAGAAGGACCGAAGUUAUGUCAUCUCCUCCUUCACGGAACUCAAGGCUUAUGACCUGCUCUCCAAGUCCGCAGUGCAGUUUGUGGACUACAACAAGCGCCAGAUGAGCCGCAUUUACCCCAAGGGAACCCGCAUGGACUCCUCCAACUAUAUGCCCCAGAUGUUUUGGAAUGCUGGAUGCCAGAUGGUCGCCCUUAACUUCCAGACGAUGGACCUGCCCAUGCAGCAGAACAUGGCGCUGUUUGAGUUCAAUGGGCAGAGUGGCUACCUCCUCAAGCAUGAGUUCAUGCGCCGGCCGGACAAGCAGUUCAAUCCCUUCUCAGUGGACCGCAUCGACGUGGUGGUAGCCACCACCCUUUCCAUCACGGUGAUCUCUGGGCAGUUCCUAUCAGAACGCAGUGUGCGCACCUACGUGGAAGUGGAGCUGUUUGGCCUUCCUGGGGACCCCAAGAGGCGCUAUCGUACCAAGCUGUCACCCAGUACUAACUCUAUCAAUCCUGUCUGGAAGGAGGAGCCCUUUGUCUUCGAGAAGAUCUUGAUGCCUGAGCUGGCCUCCCUCAGGGUGGCUGUGAUGGAGGAAGGCAACAAGUUUCUCGGACAUCGCAUCAUCCCCAUUAAUGCCCUAAAUUCUGGGUACCACCAUCUGUGCCUGCACAGCGAGAGCAACAUGCCCCUCACUAUGCCUGCGCUCUUCAUCUUCCUGGAGAUGAAGGACUAUGUACCUGAUACCUGGGCAGAUCUCACCGUGGCCCUCACCAACCCCAUAAAGUUCUUCAGUGCCCAUGACAAGAAGUCUGUGAAGCUCAAGGAGGCCAUGGGAGGCCUGCCUGAGAAGCCCUUCCCACUCGGGAGUCCACUUGCCAGCCAGGCCAAUGCGGCAGCAGCCCCAACGAGCAAUGGGUCAGCAGCCCCUGCCGUCGUCGCGGCCAGAGCCAGGGAGGAGGCCAAGAAAGAAGUCGCGGAGCCGAGGACCGCCAGCCUGGAGGAGCUCCGGGAGCAGAAGGGCGUCGUGAAGCUGCAGCGGCGGCACGAGAAGGAGCUGCGGGAGCUGGAGCGGCGCGGCGCGCGGCGCUGGGAGGAGCUGCUACAGCGGGGCGCGGCGCAGCUGGCCGAGCUCGGGCCGCUGAGCACCGGCGGCGGCGGCGGAGGCCGCAAGCUCGGCCCUGGCAAGGGCUCCCGUAACAAGAGAACCGUGCCCAGCGAGGAGAGCGCCCGGGCCGGGCCGGGAGAGGGCCCCGAGGGCACGGAUGCGCGUGUGCGCGAGCUGAGGGACAGGCUGGAGCUGGAGCUGUUGCGGCAAGGCGAGGAGCAGUACGAGAGCAUCCUGAAGCGCAAGGAGCAGCACGCGGCUGAGCAAAUGGCCAAAAUGAUGGCGCUGGCCACUGAGAAACAGGCGGCAGAGUUGAAGUCCCUCAAGGAGGCCUCAGAGAUGGACACCAAGGAGAUGAAGAAAAAGCUGGAGGCCAAGAGGCUGGAGCGGAUCCAGGCCAUGACCAAAGUCACCACAGACAAGAUGGCCCAGGAGAGGUUGAAGAGAGAGAUUAACAACUCCCACAUCCAGGAAGUGGUGCAGGUCAUCAAGCAGAUGACGGAGACCCUGGAGCGCCACCAGGAGAAGUUGGAGGAGAAGCAGGUGGCCUGCCUGGAACAGAUCCGGGAGAUGGAAAAACAGUUCCAGCAGGAGGCGCUGGCAGAGUACGAGGCCAGGAUGAAAGGUCUGGAGGUGGAGGUGAAGGAGUCGGUGAGGGCCUGCCUCAGGACCUGCUUCCUUUCCGAGGCCGAGGACAAGCCUGAGAAGGCCUGCGGGGCCUCUGGGGAGCUGCGUGAGCAGCACCCACUCACAGCAAAGGCCGACGUCCAGGACAGCCGCCUCUGAUGCCCCCAUCCCACUGGGACAUUUAGCAAGGAUGUUCAGACCCUUCUCUGGGACGUGACUCUAUCCCCCCAGGAGAACAGAGCCCCAGCACCCUGAGACUAUGGGAGGCUGGGUCUCCCGUGGAUGAUGCAGUCCCCUCCUCAAUAGCGAGCACAAAGGAGAAGGCAGGAGGCAGGUACCAUUAGGGCAAGGACCUUUCUGGGCCUAGAAGUCUUCUCCAAGCUGACUUGCUGCUCUCCAUCCUUCUCCCUGAUCUCUGGAUAAGUGUAGUAUAUUUGUUGAGGGCAAAAGAAUAUAGAUUGGGAAGCUGGAAAUGGGAUCCUGGCCCUGUUCUGCCUUUCCUAGUGCGCAACUAGUGGUAUCCCACUCUGAGCUCAGUUUCCUCACCUGGAGGUUUGGACCUACCCACCUUGGCACUUCACUCUGGUACUUGUGGUUCAAGUGGAACCAAACCCAAACCCCAAACCCUCUUUCCCCAGUGUGGGCAGCUCAACUGGGCUUCCAGGCCCCAUCUCAGGCCUCGCUGUCAGCUCCUUGAGGCAGA